This is a messenger RNA of Saimiri boliviensis boliviensis (Bolivian squirrel monkey), 755 nucleotides long. RefSeq names its product thymosin beta 15A (gene TMSB15A). Gene Ontology annotation, molecular function: actin monomer binding. Gene Ontology annotation, cellular component: cytoplasm. The record is from RefSeq and is a predicted model, not a curated record. NCBI's taxonomy places the organism in Eukaryota, Metazoa, Chordata, Mammalia, Primates, Cebidae. Gene Ontology annotation, biological process: regulation of cell migration; actin filament organization.
AGACGGACGGUGGGCGCAGGCUCUGGAGGCCCAAGCGGAAGAGGGGAAGGAGGCGAGCCCGGGAGCCCUCGGCCAAUGGGAGAGGCCUGAGGCGGGGCCGCCACGGGGCUUAGCACGGCGGGGCUCUGCGCGGGAACGCGAACCUGGUCCGGAGCCGGCCUCGGUCUCAGCCCCGCGGGCGGCCUUUCCCGAGUCUUCAACCCUUCAGGCUAUCUUUUAGUCAAGAUGAGUGAUAAGCCAGACUUGUCAGAAGUGGAGAAGUUUGACAGGUCAAAACUGAAGAAAACUAAUACUGAAGAAAAAAAUACUCUUCCUUCAAAGGAAACUAUCCAGCAGGAGAAAGAGUGUGUUCAAACAUCGUAAAAUGGGGAUCUCCUCCCAACAGCAGAUUUCAACAUUACCUGAGAGUCUUGGUUUAGGCUUGUUUUUUGUAAACCCAUGUGUUUGUAGAGAUUUUAGGCCUCCUUGGAUGUCUUCUCACCUGUGUUCCCUGGCUAAGAAGUCAGAAGUAGCCAAUGUUUCCUUAAAUUGAUUUUUAUACUUACCAUUGGUGCUUAUGUUCCAGAUGGCAGAUGAUGUCAAUAAUCUCACCAUUGAUGAUCUUUGUGUAUGUAGUUCUUGCAUAAGCCUGUUUUAACCUGCUGUGAUAGGUGCCUUCAUUGCUUCAUAAUCUUCAUGAAGUUAAAUGCUUUUGCAGCCUUUCACAGUUUAUUUUCAUUUCUAAUGUAGUAAUAAAGUAACAAAUGUAAUCAUUA